GGCCAAAGCCUUCCAGGUCACCUGUGAGCCUCCGCCCAAUGACCCGAACCGGAGGCGGUGGCGCCCGGGACUAAGCCGGGGAUCUUGGAGGGAGACAGGAUGGCUUCGUGGAGCUCUGACACCCCGUGUUCCUGCGAUUGCUUUGUUUCCGUGCCCCCGGCCUCGGCCAUCCCAGCUGUGAUCUUUGCCAAGAAUUCCGACCGACCGCGGGACGAGGUGCAGGAGGUGGUGUUUGUGCCGGCAGGCACUCAUGCCCCUGGCAGCCGGCUCCAGUGCACCUACAUUGAGGUGGAACAGGUGUCAAGGACUCACGCUGUAAUCCUGAGCCGCCCUUCUUGGCUGUGGGGGGCUGAGAUGGGCGCCAAUGAGCAUGGUGUCUGCAUUGGCAAUGAGGCAGUGUGGACCAAGGAGCCAGUUGGAGAGGGGGAAGCCCUACUAGGCAUGGACCUACUCAGGCUGGCUUUGGAACGGAGCAGCUCUGCCCUGGAGGCCUUGCGUGUGAUCACAGACUUGCUGGCGCGCUACGGGCAAGGGGGCAGCUGCCGGGAGGACCCCACACUGUUCUGCUACCACAACACAUUCCUGCUGGCUGACCGGACUGAGGCGUGGGUGCUAGAGACGGCAGGGAGGCUGUGGGCGGCACAGAGGAUCCAGGAAGGGGCCCGUAACAUCUCCAACCAGUUGAGCGUAGGCACGGACAUCUCGGCCGAGCACGCAGACCUUCGGACCCAUGCCCUGGCCCAGGGCUGGUGGGAUGGGCAGAGCACUUUUGACUUCGCUCAGGUCUUCUCCCUGACCCAGCAGCCUGUGCGCAUGGAGGCUGCCAAAGCCCGCUUCCGGGCCGGGCAACAGCUUCUGCAGCAGCAACAAGGGGGCAUCACGGCAGAGGUGAUGAUGGGCAUCCUCAGGAACAAGGAGAGCGGCAUCUGUAUGGACUCUGGAGGCUUUCGCACCACGGCCAGCAUGGUGUCCAUCCUGCCCCGGGAUCCCACACAGCCCUGCGUCCACUUCCUCACCGCUACUCCAGACCCAUCCAGGUCAGUGUUCAAACCUUUCAUCUUCGGGGCGGGGGCGGCCCAGGCCCCCCAGGUGCUGUCCCCCACUUUUGGAGCACGGGACCCUGUUCGGACUCAGCCCCGAUUCCAGACUCAGGUGGAUCGCCGGCACACCCUCUACCUCCGGCACCAGGUGGCCCUGGGGCUGAUAGAGAGUGAGCAGGAUCGGGGGCAGCAGCUCCGGCAGAAGCAGCGGGAUCUGGAGCAGGAGGGCCUGGAGGCUGCGCGGCGGCUGCUGGCCGGGGAGCAGGUGCCACCCCCACAGGAGCUGGGCAGCCUCUUCCAGGCCUUUGUGGAAAGGGAGAGCCGGGUGUAUGCCUGAGCACCACGGGGCCGGGGUGGGCACAGGACCCCAGUGCAAUCCCUUUGCUCCCCUCAGCCUUGUUUUGGGUGGCCAGCUCGGCCUUUGCCUCAAUAAAGUAUGUUAUUUCCCUGUUCAGUGAA
Messenger RNA from Prionailurus viverrinus (fishing cat), 1499 nucleotides. RefSeq names its product secernin 2 (gene SCRN2). Bases 100 to 1377 code for a protein of 425 amino acids. The record is from RefSeq and is a predicted model, not a curated record. Gene Ontology annotation, biological process: proteolysis. NCBI's taxonomy places the organism in Eukaryota, Metazoa, Chordata, Mammalia, Carnivora, Felidae. Gene Ontology annotation, molecular function: dipeptidase activity; cysteine-type exopeptidase activity. The transcript is spliced from 8 exons.